Messenger RNA from Austrofundulus limnaeus, 926 nucleotides. It is a transcript of the gene cd79b, whose product is annotated as CD79b molecule, immunoglobulin-associated beta. The record is from RefSeq and is a predicted model, not a curated record. The coding region runs from base 1 to 708 and encodes 235 amino acids. Gene Ontology annotation, biological process: B cell differentiation; B cell receptor signaling pathway. The transcript has 5 exons. Gene Ontology annotation, cellular component: B cell receptor complex; external side of plasma membrane. Lineage: Eukaryota; Metazoa; Chordata; Actinopteri; Cyprinodontiformes; Rivulidae.
AUGACCAAGGAAGAGGUGGAAAGACUGAAGAUCAGUGGCUUUGACCAUUGCUGCUACAAGGACAUCGCAGACAGAGAGACAUGGAGCUACAAGGCGAGGCAAAACAAGAACUUGCCCCAAGUUGGCCUGCAGAUCAGCCAGUGGCCUCGGUUUUAUGGCGUGAGAGUCGGUCAGUCUGUGAUGAUUUACUGCAAGUCGUCACCAAACAGAAACACAAGCUGGCACAAAGCCGAAGAGUACGACAUGAACAAGAUGGAGGUUUGGAAGGAUCAAAGGAUUCUCUUUGGAAAAAGCGAUCAAUAUGCUUUCAUCAAGAUCAACAAACUCCAAACUGAAGACAGCGGAGUGUACUUCUGUCAAACAAAUAAUGUUUAUGGGCCUGGAACUGCACUACAAGUAGUGAGGAACUUCGACCCGGCUCAGGCCCAGUACCGCUCUCAGGUGAAGGACGGCCUCAUGGUCCUGCAGGGCCUGAUGCUGGCUAUUUGUGUGGCUGCCAUCCUGCUGCGCCAACAAAAAGUGGCCGAGAAGCGAAGAAGCGGUGAAGCUCAGACGAUGAGAGGCGUAGAAGUUCAGAAAGGCACGCAUGCAAACAAAAAACUGGUUCCUGUUUUUCAGGGUUUGGCCAUCGAGACGUGUGGAGGAGAUCUGUACGAGGACCUGUCUGCGUACGCUCAGCCUGAAGGAGCCGAGGCCCCGUGGGAGUAACUCUGACCUUUGACCCCUGACAUCUUCAGAAGGGCAGGAUGGAAACUGGAAACAUUAACCCCCUCAGACCUAAAGAUCCAUUUCUGUUUAUUUCUAUAUAAAUAUCUCAAAGAACUAAGACAUUUUAUCUGUGCUAAAUCAUUUAAAAUAUGCUUUUUUAGCUUCUAUUUGUCAUUUCAUGUUCUAAUUACUUGUGUGUGUGAAAUAUUUCUACAAUU